Molecule: messenger RNA, 1248 nt
Organism: Atta colombica
Lineage: Eukaryota; Metazoa; Arthropoda; Insecta; Hymenoptera; Formicidae
Product: putative gustatory receptor 28b
Exons: 3
Coding region: 1-1248 (415 amino acids)
Biological process (GO): sensory perception of taste
Cellular component (GO): membrane; axon; dendrite
Source: RefSeq, a predicted model, not a curated record
AUGUUCAGUUCAUUGUCAAAAUUGCAAAGACGGGCCAGUGGCAAAAUGCAGAAAAAAUUGCAGAAGCUAUUUCACGCUACGGAUUUUGAAUCAUUGAUGUAUCCUUCCUUCACAUGUUGCUACAUGCUUGGAAUGUUUCCGUAUAAAAUUAAUGCAUUGGUCUUCGAGAUUUCCACACCUCGUUAUAUUCUUUCAACCAUCGUUAUCUGUAUUUGCAUCAUUUUUUUAUUGUACUCUCUAUAUAUUUUCUAUAUAUUUGAUUCGUUUGGAAGUGGAUAUCAAAUACCCCAAAUACUCAACUAUAGUUGCUUCUACAUAUUCAGUGGUUUUAUAGCGAUUGUCACGUACAUUUUGAGCGGACCGCGAAUGCGUUUACUUCAAACCGUAAAAGACAUUUCAUCAAAAUUGCCUUCGGAAUUAUACCAGAAGCUAUCUAAAUUAAUUCACGCUAAGGAUCUCUUAGGAUCCUUGUUCCUACUUCUUGAAAUGCUGAUAUAUUACAAGAUGAAUAUGCAUUUUAUAAUCAAAAUUUACAUAAUAUAUAUUACUCUAUUGAUAUUUUAUAUGGAUAUGUUGUAUAUGAAUUGUGUUUGUAUACUAAAGGCUUGUUUCAAGAGAAUCAAUGAUAAUUUGGAAAAUAUGCGGGAGUAUAUGAUGGUAUAUCGUCUCGACAAAAUAUGUUGCAAACAAAGAAAUCCAUUAUUGCUGAUCGAAUUAAGGGCAUUGAAAAAACAACACCUGAUGAUUAGUAAUACAGUGCAAAUGCUGAACAUAAUUUUCAGUUUACAGCUCCUCGCUACUGUAAUUAUAACUUUUACCCGGAUAACUUUCAUUCUCUACUAUCAAAUAUUGUAUUGGCAAAUAGGCAUAAUCCUGUUUAAUGUAGAAGAAUAUCUUUAUAAUACGUUCUUGAUAAUGAUUUUAAUGCAUUAUUUUAUAAAAAUAAUGUUGAUAAUAUGGGCUUGUGAGACAGGCAAGAAUCAAGCUCUGCAGAUUGGCACCACUGUUCAUGAUGUGCUUAACAGUAUUGACGAUAAUGAAAUAAAAAACGAGUUGCAGUUGUUUUCCUUGCAAAUUCUUCAUCGCGAUAAUACAUUCUCUGCAAAGAGUCUUAUUAUGGACGCGACGCUUCUCACUGCGAUAGUGGGUAACGUCAGCACGUAUUUAUUAAUUUUAAUGCAAUUUUUUAAAAUGAAAUAUUAUUGCGAUAAUGAAAUUGCCAGAAAUGUUACACAAAUAAUUCACUGA